Messenger RNA from Fusarium vanettenii 77-13-4, 1692 nucleotides. RefSeq lists its product as uncharacterized. Lineage: Eukaryota; Fungi; Ascomycota; Sordariomycetes; Hypocreales; Nectriaceae. The transcript has 4 exons. The coding region runs from base 1 to 1692 and encodes 563 amino acids. The record is from RefSeq and is a predicted model, not a curated record.
AUGGCGAACUUGAAAUGUCGUCCAGAAGGCCCUGUUCUUCCACGACCUACAGCCUUCGCUGAAUCCGCCAUCUUCAAAGACGCAGCAGCCAACCUAACAGACACCCUUGACGCUGCCGUCUCCGGUUCCAUCACCGCAGGCUGGCCCGUAAAUAAUGUCUCUUUUUCGCUGGCCGUGAUCAGCGCCGACCAAGACAAGCCGGGCGUUCCCAUCUGGGAGUAUCACCAUCUCGCGUCUGCGAAUGAGAACGGCACGAAGGAUCUUGACAGGGAUUCGCAGUAUCUCAUCGGUUCGGUGUCCAAGGUCAUUGCUACCUAUGUGCUCUUGAAGAGUGGCGUUGAUCUAGAUGCCCCGGUGACGGAGUACCUCCCGAAGCUGGGGGAUAAGAAGUCGACUAUCCAGUGGAGGGAUGUGAGCUUGAGGAUGUUGGCUUCGCAUCUUAGCGGUGCACCUGCAAAUUACGGCUUCUCUGAAUUUUACGCCUUAAAGGAAGUGUUCCUCUCCAUCGGCUUUCCACCAGUCGAUGAUAGCGACUACCCACCCUGUGGUGUUACGGGACUCAACAAAGGAUGCUCACGUCAAGGUUAUCUCACCGGGAUGACACGGUCGUAUCCUCAGACGGCUCCGAAUGAGCGCCCGGCCUACUCCAACAUGGCCUUUGUCAUUCUCGGCAUGGCCCUGGAGGAGUACACUGAGAAGAACUUUACCCAGCUUGUGAAGGAGAUUGUUUCUGAUCCUUUGGAUCUUGAGAGUACCUAUCCUUCCCCUGGAGAUUCUGACAAGGCUGUCAUCCCUCCCGGGGAGAGUAGCUGGGGCGCAGAUUACAAGGAGAACACACCUGCUGGAGGGCUAGUCUCUUCUCUCUCAGAUCUUUCCAAGUUCUCAUAUUCUUUACUCUCCCGGGCCAUCAACCUCACUUCCACCGAGAUCGAUGCCUGGCUGAAGCCAGUCGCUUUUGCUGGCAAUGAGCAUACCAUGACCGGCAUGCCGUGGGAGAUCCUUCGCUCCUCGAAGCUUACACCAGCCCAUCCCCACACUGUUACUAUUUACGGCAAGAGUGGUGGUGCCCAGAAUUACAGAACUCAACUUGACUUUGUCGACGAAUACGGCUUUGCUGUGGUCCUCCUCACGGCUGGGCCCAUGAAGGCGGCACCGAUCCUGAGAGAUGCUAUGCUUGCUACCUUUGUGGCCGCUGCAGAUGAGAUAUCUAGAGACCAGGGAGAGAGGUAUGAGCAAAAGUUUACAAACAAGGGAGGCAAGGAUCAAGUUUUUGUCGAGGCAUCCCUCAAGCAGGACAAAGACUCGAUGGUUCUGGCGUCACUUCGCCGUAACAACACAGAUAUUGUUGCCGGGCUCGCCAAAAUCUGGACCUUUGCUCUUGGAGGUUUCCUUCCUACAGUUGGUCCAAAGAUCCGCGUCUUUCCAAGCGACCUCCGUGAGAAGGCGACCCUCGACGGCAAGCCCGUCACCAAGGAGGUCUGGCAUCUCUGGCCGGAUAUCGGCUCAGACUUCAAGACGGAUUUGCCUGGAAAGACGAUAGAGGGCAUGAACUGUGGGGGUUGGACUGUUCAGGACUGGGUGCAUUAUGACGGAGAGCCGUUGGAUCGGGUGGUGGUCUAUGCCGGAGAGGAUGGCGAUGUUGAGGGAUUUGAAGUGCCGUUCUUGAGAUCUGGGGGUUUGUACCCUUCAUAA